This is a messenger RNA of Malurus melanocephalus (red-backed fairy wren), 1179 nucleotides long. RefSeq names its product chromosome unknown C1orf74 homolog (gene CUNH1orf74). The record is from RefSeq and is a predicted model, not a curated record. Bases 34 to 852 code for a protein of 272 amino acids. NCBI's taxonomy places the organism in Eukaryota, Metazoa, Chordata, Aves, Passeriformes, Maluridae. The transcript has a single exon.
GAUCUCCCCGGGGCGCUGCCCAGGGUUCCACCGAUGUCUCCGGGGCCCGGAGCGCUGUCCGUCCCGCUGCUGGUGGCGGCGGCCCGUGAGUUGCAGGGUCCCGGGGCCGGGCGGAGGCGGCGAUUGCCCGCAUCCCGGGCUCUGCAUGCUGCCGCCGAGGUGCUGGCCGUGGCGGCGGGGCUGAAGCCGGCGCUGCUGUGGGACUGCGGGGCGGCGRGCCCGGCCGAGCUGCGGCGGUACCUGGACCGGCUGCGGGAGGCCGGGCUGGCCCCGGGCCGGCUCCAUGUGCUGGCCAUGGGCGGCUCGGCGCUGCUGCUGCGGCCGGGGCUGGCCCUGGAGCGGCUCCGCGCUGUGCUCCGCGCCCGGCCCGCUCCCAUCGUGGAUGUGUCGGCGGAGCUGCGGGACCCCGCUCUGUGCUCCGCUUCCCAGGCUCGCACCAUCCACGGCCACCUCGCCGCCCUCCUGGGCCACCUGCGGGACGCCGAGGCCGCCAGCRCCGAGCCGGUGACCGCCAGCGAGGUUGUGCCCGGCGAUUGGAACCUGUGCACGGUGGCCGGGGUGCUGCUGGGCUACCCCGCCGUGUACACCUUCGCCAGCGCCGAGGCAGGCGAGAACUGCCUGGCGCUCACCCCRCUGAGGGUGUUCACCGCCCGGGCAUCCUGCCCCAGGAUACAGGACGGGCUCAGGGUCCAGAUCUACUCGUUCAGCGUCCCGGAGAGCCUGUGCGCGGAGCUGAGGGAUGCGCUGGAUGCCUGGUGCCGGCAGCUCCGGGAGGCUUUCAGUGCGCAGAGCGAUUUCGUGGAUCUCUGCAUUUCCAGCGAGGUYGUGUCUCUUCCAGCGGUUGCCUUGUGAAACACGAGCAUACUYAGACUUUCUGGUCCUCCUCACUCCAUCAAGGCAAAUAUCCAGUUCCCUGUGAGGUGSUCCCUGCAUCUCUCUGAACUUGAGGACUGAAGUGUGACAGUCACCGCAGGCCGGUGGAAAAUCAAAUAUUGUACAUGAAUGAAGAUGACUGUGUGGAUGUGUGUGCUCACAGCUGCUCUGCUGCCUCGGUCCUGCCUGCACAUUGCACUCUGAGGACAAUGUGUAUUUAUCUGCAUCAGCAGCUGAGGAUGAAUAAAAAAUUUGAGCACUCUGGUGCUUUGAAUUGGUGAAGUUUAUUGUAGGCUCCGUGUGUGU